CGCCGAGGAGCCCCGAGGCGUGUGGUGGGCCCAGGCCGCGGCCCGGUGGAGCACGGCACCCGCCCUGCUUGUGGGCGGAGUCCCUGCCUCCCCGCCGUCUAGCGCCGUUCCGGUCUCCGCCAGACCAAGGGAGUGGCUCAGGGGGCGCGUUUGUCGCGGCGUUGGCGGAGAGAACUGUGUUUCGGUGUUGGUGGCGCACCACCAGGCCUGGGGCGAACGCAUUCCCGAAGCACCAUGUACGAAGGGCUUGAGAACCGAAUUGUGGGAGGGUGCUCUAGGGAAGUGAGCGAAUUGGGUGGAGACGUAGGGAAGCCCAGAGAAGUUAGGGCUACAUGAUUUGUAAGCUCGUAACGAGCGUACAAUGCAUUUUAAAAGAAAUCUUAAAGGUACAAUGGAGUCUCACUUUUCCAAAUAGUAAGGAAUGAUGCCAACAGCAAGCACGGGUAAUCGUUCCAUUCUGUGUUCCUUCCGCUCCUCAACGCUGGACUAAGAAGGAUGUUAGCAGCCAGAGAUGGUUUUGUUUCCUCUGUGUAUUUUGCAGAGUGAUAGCAUUUAGGUGACUACCUUGUCAGGAAGAGCUACUACCAAGGAAGAAAUUAGCAAACCUCUUUUUCCUGUUGUUGUUUUCAGAGGCAUGGAAGAUUGGAGUUUGCAAUCUUCAACUGGGAGCAAGUUCGUGUUUUAGCUUCCCCCAGGCGGCUUAGACAGAAGCAGGCAGCAGAGUUUGCUCUCUCAGAAUGUGUUGAUGCCUGAUAAAAGUGCAAAUUCUUAAACUUAUAUCAGUCUGGAGAAGGAAACUGUUUAAACCUAAGAGAGAAUAGUCUGAUUUUUUUUUGCUCUUAGACUAUAAGUUUAAUUCAAAUGAAUGACCGUUGGGUAACUGCAACUCUCUGUGGCCACAUGUAAUUCCAUAAUAGAUACGUGAGUAGUUCACAGCAAAUCUGAGUGUUUUAAUAAAAGCAUGGAAUACAGAAAACAACAAAAAAUUCAGCCUGUGCUUUAAUCUCAUCUGAAAUUUUGCAGAUCAUUUUUUAAAGCAGGAGAGAAAAAAGACAGAAAGAAAGAAAACUUGUUCCUCCUCCCACCCCAAUAAUUUUCAAGUAAAAGGUGUGUGUCUUGUAAGCAGUAUAUGGCAGAUUUUUAACCCAAUCUGAGAGUCUGUUUUUUAAUAGAACCUAAGGCUUGAUUGCUUCCAAGCUGCUGUGGAUGGCCCUGGCUCUCUGGACCACUCUUCCAAGUAGGAUGUCACUGAGAUCCCUCAAAUGGAGCCUCCUGCUGCUGUCAGUCUUGAGUUUCCUCGUGAUGUGGUACCUCAGCAUUCCCCACUACAAUGUGAUAGAACGUGUAAACUCCAUGUACUUCUAUGAGUAUGAGCCGAUUUACAGACAAGACUUUCACUUCACCCUUCGAGAGCAUUCAAACUGCUCUCAUCAAAACCCAUUUCUUGUCAUCCUGGUCACCUCACACCCCUCAGAUGUGAAAGCCAGACAGGCCAUUAGAGUUACUUGGGGUGAAAAAAAGUCUUGGUGGGGAUAUGAGGUUCUUACAUUUUUUUUAUUAGGCCAGCAGGCUGAAAGGGAAGACAAAAUGUUAGCAUUGUCCUUAGACGAUGAACAUGUUCUUUAUGGUGACAUAAUACGCCAGGAUUUUUUAGACACAUACAACAACCUGACCUUGAAAACAAUUAUGGCAUUCAGAUGGGUAACUGAGUUUUGCCCCAAUGCCAAGUAUAUCAUGAAGACAGACACUGAUGUUUUCAUCAAUACUGGCAAUUUAGUGAAGUAUCUUUUAAAUUUAAACCACUCAGAGAAGUUCUUCACAGGUUAUCCUCUAAUUGAUAAUUAUUCAUAUAGAGGAUUUUACCAAAAAGCCCAUAUUUCAUACCAGGAGUAUCCUUUCAAGGUGUUUCCUCCCUACUGCAGCGGGUUGGGUUAUAUAAUAUCCAGAGAUUUGGUGCCAAGGAUUUAUGAAAUGAUGAGUCAUAUAAAGCCCAUCAAGUUUGAAGAUGUUUAUGUUGGGAUCUGUUUGAAUUUAUUAAAAGUGGACAUUCACAUUCCAGAAGACACCAACCUUUUCUUUUUAUAUAGAAUCCAUUUGGAUGUCUGUCAGCUCAGACGUGUGAUUGCAGCCCAUGGCUUUUCUUCCAAGGAAAUUAUUACAUUUUGGCAAGUUAUGCUAAGGAACACCACAUGCCAUUAUUAAUUUUAUGUUCUACCAAAAGCCUAGAGAAGGGCAGGGUAUCUUUGGAAAGUGUGAAAGUUGUACUGUGAAUCUCCGAUGGAAAACCCAUGGAAAGGUCUGUGUGCUGGCUUAUAUUGGACAGAAACUCAUCAAGAACUCAUAGAGACUGGAGGGUAAUACUUCAGUUGUGAUUUAUCUGGACAAAAGUCAGGCCCUUUUAAGAUGAUGUUCAGAGUAAUUAAACAUCUUAUAAAGGAGCAAGAGGGUUUUGCUAACAAACAGGACCAAACAAUUUAAACAUGUCAUUCUAUAUACUAGAACCUCUUAAAAGGGUCUCACUGAAUUAUAAGUCGUUCAUUCAUAACAACCGAGAAAUGGGGAGUUCUAUUUAUUGAACAGUCUAGUCAGUUAAGGGUUUUGUGCAUAUCUAACAUGAAUUACGGAUUAAAAAAAAUAUAUAGUUCUGUGUGAAAAACUUAAAGUUAUAUUGAACAAAAUUUCAUCUGUCUUUGGUCAUUCAGAAGAUACUUCAAGAUGUUGCAGUAUUUCAGAGCUAUCAAUUAUUAUUUUAAAUUACUUAAAAUUUUCUAGGUGUUUGAGUGUUAUGGUUGUUUCAAUACUGUGUAUACAGAGUAGUGAAUCACCUUUCACAUUUGAAUUAUUUUUUCCAGUUACUUCACUGAUCAGUCUUUUAUUGAUAGCCCCAUCAAUGUGAAGUCAUUGAUCAUUAUUGAGUAUAAGUAACUGUCUUGGACUUUGAUAAAUAUUUUACUGUGGUAAUAUAGAGAAGAGUUAAAGAAAUAAUUUCUAAAUUAUUGUCUUGUUUUUAAAAAUAUAAUCCCCAGUGUUUUUAGAUGUCAAUUUAUCUAUCUCAUUUUCCACUUGGAAGUCAGGAAUAAUAUAGACUGUCAGGCAGAAUGUUUUCAUUUGGAAAGGACUUUGAAGGCAAAAAGAAGAGAGAACCUGUUGGCCACAGUAUUAUGGAAUAGUGUCAUAUGCCAGUAUUUAGAGCUAGAAAGAGAAGAGUCACAUUAUUAAUCCAUUCCAUAUCUUUUCUCCUUAAAAACAAGUUUAUGAAUAAAAGAAAAAGAAACUACUGCUGCUAUUUUUAUUUGUUUCACAUCAAGAGGAAAGCUGUAAUAU
Trichechus manatus latirostris (Florida manatee) is the source of this 3324-nucleotide messenger RNA. It is a transcript of the gene B3GALNT1, whose product is annotated as beta-1,3-N-acetylgalactosaminyltransferase 1 (Globoside blood group). The transcript is spliced from 5 exons. Gene Ontology annotation, molecular function: N-acetyl-beta-D-glucosaminide beta-(1,3)-galactosyltransferase activity. Gene Ontology annotation, cellular component: Golgi membrane. Lineage: Eukaryota; Metazoa; Chordata; Mammalia; Sirenia; Trichechidae. The record is from RefSeq and is a predicted model, not a curated record. Bases 1207 to 2202 code for a protein of 331 amino acids.